Molecule: messenger RNA, 875 nt
Organism: Monoraphidium neglectum
Lineage: Eukaryota; Viridiplantae; Chlorophyta; Chlorophyceae; Sphaeropleales; Selenastraceae
Exons: 1
Source: RefSeq, a predicted model, not a curated record
AUGUGUGACACACGCCUCGUGACAGGCCUCUUCCAGGGCGGGGUGCGCGCCCUGUCCGGGCAGCCGUGGCAGGCGCCGCCCGAUGGCGACGGUUCGCAGCCGCUGCGGGCGCCAACGCCGGAGGCUCAGCAGCAGGCCCAGCCGCAGCGGCAGCAGCCAUUACCGCUCCCGCAUCAGCAGCAGCAGCAGCAGCAGCAGCAGCAGCAGCAGCAGCAGCAGCAGCCAUAUUGGCAGCCUCAGCAGCAGCAGCACCAGCAGCAGCCGCAGCUGCAGCCGCCCCCGCCGUCAGAGCAGCGACAGCAGGAGCAGUCUUUGAACCAGCAGCAACCGCCGCCGCCGCAGCAGUAUGCGUGGCAGCAGCAACCCUCCUAUCAGCAGCCGCCACAGCCGCAGCAGCCGUGGCCGGUCGCCCCAGGCAGCGGGAGCGCCGGCCUGCAGCAGCCGGGCGCCUUGGUGCCCGAAGGGCGCGCCGCGCACGCCGCCCCCCUCGCAAACCCUGCCCAGCACGCCCCCGGCCGCCCCCUGGUGCCGUACGACUGGGAAAUGCUCAACACUGUGACGCUCACCGGCGUCGUCGUGGCGUCACUAGUGACGGCCGCGCCGCCCCCCGCCGGCCGCGCGCCGCCGCCCGCCGGCGCCGGCGCUGGUGCCGGCACGGUCACGCGCCUCGUGCUGUCCACGUUCACCGACGCGGCCGCGCCGCCGCGCGCGCCGCGGGGCGCGGCCUUUGAAGUCGAGGCGCGCGGCGGCGACGCGGCGGACCUGCGGGCGGCACGGGUGGGGGACAUAUUGGUGGUCACCGGUCGCUUGGCACACAGGGCCAGCGGCCGCGGCGCGGCCGCGGCCGGGCUCAAGGUGCUGGUGGACGAGGUGUG